Messenger RNA from Rotaria sp. Silwood1, 1866 nucleotides. The record is from the annotation of a GenBank genome assembly. NCBI's taxonomy places the organism in Eukaryota, Metazoa, Rotifera, Eurotatoria, Philodinida, Philodinidae.
AUGCCAUCAUCAACAAUGAGAAAAAAACCAUUACAAUCAACAAUAACUAAUAGUAAUUUAUCACGUCCUUCAUUAAUUGAUACAAUGCUUUUAACAAGUACACCACUUCGUCGUUCUCCAGCUAUUCAAUCAACAACAACAUCAACACGAUCAGCAACUAAUUUAACUCUUCAACAAAUUUUUAAAGAAAAAAAUCAAACAUAUGAAGAUAUGCAAUUACUUAAUUUAACUAAAGCAAUGAAUAAAAAAGAUAAAAAAUUAUUAUCAACAAAUAAAACGAAUAAAAAUCGUUCAAAAAAUCGAAAAACUAUUAUAAAUCAAGAAAAUGAUGAUAAUGAUGAUGAUGAUACAGAUAAUGAUGAAGAAUAUAAAAUAAAAAAUAAAUCAAAUAGAAAUAAACGAAAAACAACUAUUUCAAAAUCAGAACAAUCUGAAGAACAUACUUCGAAAAAACUUCGUCGUACUGCUGCUUUAAAUAAUAAACGAACUACAAAAAUACCUAUUGGUAAAUCUUCAGCUGGAAGUUCAGAUGGUUGUACAACUGUUGAUGAAGAAAAUGAAGAAACACGUCUUAUUGAACAAUCAAAAUUAUAUAUUGAAGGACCAGGAAUUCAUCAAAAUUAUAAAAAAAUUAAUGAACAUAAUAAAAGAAUUGGUAAAAAAAUUCAAAGUCUUCGUUCACAUCAACAAAUUCCACCAACAUUACCAUCACCAAUUCUUACACGAUCAAAUAAUGAAAAUCAAGAUAUUAUCGUUGCACCAGUUCAAACUAGUUCACCUGUUAAAAUUAAAACAGCAUCACGUAUAACAUUUGCACUUCCUCCUCAAUCUGCAUCACCUAUUUCAACAAAUAUUUUCGAUUCAAUUCAUCCACAAAGUCCUCAAAUGCCACCAACAACAACAGCAACAUCAAUUGAUACACAAACAGAUGAUUUAUUAUAUCAACCUAUUCUUCAUGAAAAACAAUGUCAAACAAAAUCAAUUGAAGUAAUAAAUCAAUUAGUCCAAACAGAAUCAAUACAUAAUGAAUCUGUUUCUAUUGGUAUUCAAUAUCAAUCAGAUUUUAUAUAUGAACAACAUGUUGUAUGUCGAGAUUUAACAACAUGUACAUGUGUUGAACAAUUAGUUAAAACACGUCAAUUUCUUGUUGAUACAAGUAUUAAACUUCAAUUACCAAAUAUUAAUCGACCAACACAAGUAUCAAAACAAACAAUGACAGUUGAAGAAUCAUCACCAUCUACUAUGGUGCUUGCUAAAUCUAGUCUUAAAGUUGAACAACAGAUCAUUUUUGAACAAUUUAUUUCUCAAUUUAAUAUUCGUUAUUCAAAUAUUGUUGAUGAAACAACAACUCAUUUAAUAACUGAUUCAUUAGACGAGAAUACUCCACUUGUUUGUCCAUUAACAUUAAAAGUAAUUCAAGCAACUGCUCGUCAUUUACCAAUAAUUAGUAUUCAAUGGCUUGUUGCAUCAUUAACACAUCAAAUAAUUGUUCCAUCACAAAUCUAUGAAAUAUUUUUAGGUGAUCCAACAUAUGGUUAUCAUGGUGGUUUUCUUCGUUCACGUAUACCUCGUUCACAAGGUCUUUUUCAAAGUAUUGCAUUCCGUUUAGAAUGUCCUGAACAACAUGGUUGUCAAGCUAUAUUAGCUGAUAAUCGUACACUUCGUGAACUUAUUUAUCUUUGUGGUGGAACAAUUGUUGAUGAUUUAAAUCAACAUCAAUCAUCAACAAUAAUUGUAUUGUGCAAUGAAAUAAAACGAAAAGAUCAUAUAUAUACAGCUUAUGUUAAACCUGAAUGGUUACUUGCUUCUAUCGCUCAAUAUAAUCUUCAACCAUUUCAACAAUUUUCCGUCCAUUUUUCUUCUUAA